UGACAUUCAUAUUUGAAAUUUUGCAACUUUUAAGGGAAACUUAACAGAUACGUACCAUUGAAUUAUCUCAUCCCAAACUUUGUGGCUUUUUUGAUGUUACUGGGACGGCAUUGUCUGUAAUUUCUUGCAUUUAUUCUGUAGAUAACUCACCAAAUCUGUUCUUUCAUCCAAUUUUUUAUCGACGAAACUUGGCUUCCCACAAAAAUUUUAUGCGGAGCAACAUUUGCCGCAUUCAUUUCCAUAUAAGGUCAAACGCAGGUAUAAUGGCUGGUAACCGAGAUCCAGUGAACCAAUCAGAAAGCUAGAAUCGAAUUAUCUGAGGCUUAGAAUUUAAUAAUUAUGUUUAUUCUAUUUCCACUUGACCUGGUUGUGCUGUGGUGUUUUCAUUACAGGCAGUAUGGCUUCAGCAAAGAGCAAAGAGAUAAGGAAAAAGAGCAAGCUGAGAAGAAGAAAGCCGCUGCUGUUGCUGGAAGAAUGAGGACAGCAUCUGGGGGUGAAGAAGAUGAGUAUGUCGUUGAACAGAAACGUCUGAAAUCACUGCUUAAGGGAAUGUCUGCUAUGGAGGGAAAAGAGGGUGCUCUUUCCUCAAGCACAGUGGGCUCUAUUGUCGGACUGCAGUCUGAAGAAAUCUCACAAAUUGCCUCCGAAUAUGCUGAGAGGCAAGCAGAGUUACAGGAGGACAUGGAGGCUCGCGGUGAGCGAAUUGGAGGAGUGCAAACUCAUAAGAGGAUGGUAGCUUCACUUGAGAAGCAAAUUGCUGUGCAGGAGAAGAAACUAGAGCAAGUACAAGAAAAGCACAAUAAACUUCAGGAAACAAUGUCUGAAGCUGAGGAGCAACUGUCACAGGCUGUAGCUCGUGGAGAGAGAAUCAGUGAAGAAAUGGACAAGUUUAGUCAAAUGGAGAGUGGGGAAAAUGCCAGCAUUCUUCAAAAGCUUCGUUCCAUCGUGGCUAUGAAUGAAAAUCUGAAGAAACAAGAACAGCAAUUUAGAGCUCACUGCAAGGAAGAAAUGACUCGUUUGCAAGAGAAUUUAGAAAAACUUAAAGUUCAAGGAUCUGAAGAUGACAGUGAGGAGAAGGAGAGAUUGGAGCUGAUUGGUAAACAGUACGAGGCGGACAAAGCAAAGUUAGAGAAGAUCAGACUUUUACUGGCUCGAAAGAACCGUGAAAUUUCCUCACUUCAAAGGAAGAUUGACGAGGUUCCAUCGCGCGCAGAGCUCACUCAGUACCAGAGAAGAUUUGUGGAACUCUAUAAUCAUGUGGCUGGAACUCAUAAAGAAACCAAACAAUUUUUCACUCUUUACAACACCUUGGAUGACACCAAACUAUACUUGGGCAAAGAGGUUAACUUGCUGAACUCCAUCCAUGACAACUUUGAACAAGCAAUGUCCUCUCCCACGAACAAGGAGCAGUUCUUGAAACAGUUUGACAGUAUUGUUAGAGGAAUCGUGGACAACAAAGAAAGGAUUGAAAAGAAGAAAGCUGUUGAGAAACAGCGGAGAGAUGCCUUAAAUCAAAAGUACCUUGACAUAGUGGAGCAAGAGAGACUGUACUUUAAAACAGUCAAAGAUUUUACUGAGGAAUGUCACAAGAACGAAGUUCUCCUAUCCAAGCUCAAAAGCCUUCAGAUUUCUUAGCUCUUGAUGACGCGUGCAGCCAACAUAAAGAAGCAAAUUAUGAAAUUAUUGUAAUCUUCUCGGUUUUUCGCUGGAUUUUCUGUUGCUGUUUUUUUUUUUUUUUUUGUAAUAGGGUGAGUAAGCUGUCUGUUUGGACGGACGUGGCUCAACUUGGAAAACAGGCGUUGUCCACUUCCCAACGAGUUUCCGAGCACAGCAAGAAAUCUGUAUUGUGGGAAAGAACGAUAAACUGAAAUUUUAAAACAUUGUAUUUUAUUAAUAAAUAUUAAACGUUCAUAUCGAGUCACGUAGAUUUACUUUCCAUUCAGUCACAGUGUAAAAUAUUUUUACAAAACUUGUCUUCUAGUUGCCUGAAGGAAUACAAAAUUGGUCAUUUCAGCUAAGAAUUUAUACUCGAGUUUCAUUUAGUUUAUAGUUUUUAGUUUAUAGCUAAAGAGGUGAUAAAUGGGCUGAAAAAUUAAACUGAACGCUAAGAAAUCCGCGAAAAUUUUGCUGAUGAUAUACCACUAUCAAAACCCUCUCAGAUUACCAUCAAAUUGUCCAAUAUCUAUUUUCACAGGUAGUGUCACUUUUGUACUUUAGUAGCUAUUACAUGCUACCUAACGUUCUUGUCCUGUUGCUAUUGUGACAAUAAUUUUCAAAAUAUUUUCAUUAAAUAUUGGGAUUUUUACGUGA
Molecule: messenger RNA, 2310 nt
Organism: Orbicella faveolata
Lineage: Eukaryota; Metazoa; Cnidaria; Anthozoa; Scleractinia; Merulinidae
Product: coiled-coil domain-containing protein 93-like
Biological process (GO): Golgi to plasma membrane transport
Source: RefSeq, a predicted model, not a curated record